AUGUUUCUAAAAUGCGAAACCACAUUGAAUGUCUAUCAACAUGGUGAUAAACUUGUCCUCUGUCGUUUGAAUGCCGUGUCCUCAGCAGCUGGUGACACACCGACCAAAAGUACGGAUGCAACGAACACCUGUAGAAUGUUAACAGCCGACCAAUGGCAUUGUUUCGACAAAGAAUUAAAAUCAUGGUUGGAUAAAAAAUCGGAAUGGGCUGAUGUUGAUGUGGACAAUGAGCUAUAUAAAUUUGCUGUAAAACCAAAUGUAGAAGUGAAAAUUAAACGAUCCACAUUAUCGAUAAAGUAUUUUCAUAAAUGCUUAAAGAAAUCACAUUUGGAUGGUGGUGAUGAUGACGAUAGUGGCGGAAAGGAUAGCAGUUUACCGGUUUUAGAUUGUUGCUUGGAAUAUAAAAGCAGGGAGAAGAGGGAGCUUCCCCCCACACCCUCAAUACCCGCAGAUGAAUAUGAUCCUUAUGAUUACGAUCCGUAUGCAUCGGUAAAUAAGGAAAAAUCCAUAAGUCCCCUGUCAUACGAACCGUAUACACCAACAAAAAAAGUUCCUGGUAAAAUCACCAAUGUUGAUAAAAUCAAAACACCGGGAUUAGACUUUUUAGGAUUUGAUAGCAAUGAAGAUACCUACUCACCGAAUAUUGAAAGACAUUUAGCUGCCAGCAAGAUAACAAUUCCGGUUUAUAAGCCUGCACCCAUUGAAGACAAACCUUCACCCGAUGGCUAUAAUGAAGUUAUACUCGAAUCCGAUGAAGAUGUUUUGCCAACAAAAACUCAUAGAUCGAUUCGCGUCAGAGACAAACAUGGUAUACAUAAGGCCAACAGCGAAUAUAUACCACAUAGCCAGGAAAUGUCUGAAAAUGUACCUGCUUAUAAACCUACACCAAUCGAAAAGGAGGAACCAGAAGGUGAACUUGAUGAGCAAAAGAAAAUAAAGACUAAAACUAAAAAGAAAGCCAAGCUUGAAAAGGAUGUUGCGAGCAGCAAAGAGGAAAAAUCCGAAACGGAUGAGAAAGCAAAGCCCAGAAAAAGUAAUGAAGAUGAUGCAAAUGCGGAAAAACGAACAUCCAAGGAUAUCAAGAAAUUAUAUCAAGAAUCCAGCGAAGAUGAUCUGGAUAAGGCAUCCCAGGAUAAAAAUGGCAAACAAUCAACAAAAUCUAAGGCGAAUGACCAGAGCAAGGAAACACCUUGUACUUCAAGUGAAUAUGAUUUUGAAAAUGUUGUAAUGAAACACAAAAGAGAAAGAGACAAAUCAAUUCCCAGAGAUGAGAAGGACAAAAAAGUACAACAAGUGCCUCAACCGAGAAAUUCUCGGAAAAAAUCAGAAACAAAGGACUGUCUGGCAAAAGAACGCAGAACUUCCGAGGAUACCAAAGCAAGCAGCAGUUUAUUAGCAUCCAUCGAAGAAGAGUCUGAGAAAAAUGCCUCAAAACAAAAAGACAGGAAAAAUAUGGAUAAGGAAAAAAAACGAAAAGAUAAACAAUCAUCAAAUGAGACUGAAACAAUCGAGGAACCUCAAAACUUCAUAAGUGAAGAUGAAUUUGAGGCCAGCUCAUCUAAACAAAAAUUAAAGAAGCACGAGAAAAAUACAUCUUUGGAAGAGAGUAAAGAUGAAUCAGGAGACAGGAAGAAGGACAAACGAAAGGAAAAGCAUAAAUCAAAUGAUAAAAAUAAAACAAACGAAGAAGCGGAAAAUAAAGAAGACCACAAAGAUAGGAAAUUAUCAACAGAAACUUCACCACAGUUAAGACGUUCCGGUCGCUCACCAUCAAAACCAAAACGAUUCAUUGAAGAAGUCGGGCAGCGAUAUGAACGUAAAACGAUUCCAAAAACCUCGCCCAAAAAUAAAGAACUUUUCGGUACGGACGAUGAUGAUGACGAACAGGAUAACAACAAUAAUGCCAGUUGCAAAAUCCCAUCAGCAUUUGAAACUCCCAAACCGGAUAAGAAAAUGAAAUCGAUUUUAUUGCAAUCCUCCUCCUCAUCAUCGUCGGCGAAAAAGAAACGCAAACGUGAUGAUUGUGAACAAGAAAAAGCCGGUAUGACUAAAUGGUUGGGUAAAAAGAAACUUGAACCUAAUGAAUCUCCUAAAUCGUCUUUGAAAUCAUCCAAAAAAAUUAAAUCAACUGCAAAAGACGAGAAGAGUAAACGCGCCAAAUCACCCUCACCCAAACCAAUGGAAAUUGUUAUGCCCACGGAAAAAGAGUUGGAAAUGAUGCGCAGCAAAGCUAAACAACAAUCGGAAGAUAAUGAAAAAUUUAAAGCUGCCCUGGAGAGAGUUAAUGUGGUGCCGAAACAAGUUGAGCAACUUUCCCUUAAGGAUAUGUCCUUUACAGAUCUAAUGGAAACAUUUUCUCUUUAUCAAACCGAUUUGGAUCAAAUCUAUGAAAAAUGUCGUAAAAAAGAUUAUAUCAAAAGUUAUGAUGGCGUUAAUCAUUGCCUUGUGAUUGGCCUAAUUGAUCAUAAAAUACAAUUUAAAAUGAUGGAGAAAUUAUCGGAAAAAUAUAAUAGCAAUAAUAGUACAUCGCAAGCCACAUUGUAUGCCAAUGCUCUCUUACCAGAAUGGAUAUUGCGGGUAUUUAUGAAACGCUACAAUUUAAAUCGUUCAGAUGCCAUACAACAAAUUGUCGAUCAAGAAGCCUAUAAAUCAUAUACCGAUGCAGAAAAUGAAUGUUCAUUUUUAGAUGAUCUAUGA
Messenger RNA from Musca vetustissima, 2697 nucleotides. RefSeq names its product enolase-phosphatase E1-like. The record is from RefSeq and is a predicted model, not a curated record. NCBI's taxonomy places the organism in Eukaryota, Metazoa, Arthropoda, Insecta, Diptera, Muscidae. The coding region runs from base 1 to 2697 and encodes 898 amino acids. The transcript is spliced from 5 exons.